UCUGCUCCUGUUCUUGAUAUUGCACCGGGGAGAUCGAGGGCGUGGGAGAUCCGGCACCAGCCAAGCAAGUUUUAUAGAAAAAAGAAAUCUCGUAACAUUUGCUGAUAUGAUGUCUUAUUCCAGAAGAUCAAGGUAUUCUCGAUCGCCUUCUCCAUACAAGCGAUAUGGGAGGUCUAUCUCUAGGUCUCUGUCUAGGUCAAGAUCGAGGAGCUUUUCAAGGAGCCCAUCAAGGGAAGCAGAGAAUCCUGGUAACAACUUGUAUGUUACUGGCUUGUCUCCUCGGAUUACUAAGAGAGAGCUGGAGAAGCAUUUUGCAAGUGAGGGAAGAGUGAUUGAUGUUCAUUUAGUUGUUGAUCCUUGGACAAGAGAAUCACGAGGGUUUGGAUUUGUGACAAGAAAUGUUGAGGAGGCUGAUAGAUGCAUAAAGUAUCUGAAUCGCUCUGUGCUUGAAGGGCGUGUCAUCACAGUAGAGAAGUUUCUGUGGCAGCAGGUUAGCUGUGUGUAGCAGCUCUUCAUCAAACUUACAAAUCUCAACUAAACAUACAAAUCAAACACAUCAACAAGUAUCAGGCCAUUGGGGUUGUAUGCCCUGCAUUCUCUCUUUUUUCUUUUCUCGCAAUUGUAUAAUUGAAUUUCAUGUUUUAUGAUCUGUUUAGCUUUAAGAUUGCUCUUCUAACUGAUAGUUUAUUAUUUGCUUUUACCUUUUUCCAUGGUUAGUCUUUAGUUAUUUUGUGGUUUCUUGGUCUCAUGCUCCUUAUUUGCAAUCGUUGCAGGCUAGAAGGCGAAGAGGUCGAACUCCAACCCCUGGGAGGUAUCUUGGGUUGAGGACUGUUCGGGGUCGCCGCCGUUCUUUGAGCUCCUCCCCUC
Molecule: messenger RNA, 867 nt
Organism: Neltuma alba
Lineage: Eukaryota; Viridiplantae; Streptophyta; Magnoliopsida; Fabales; Fabaceae
Product: serine/arginine-rich splicing factor SR45a-like
Molecular function (GO): RNA binding
Source: RefSeq, a predicted model, not a curated record